Ceratitis capitata (Mediterranean fruit fly) is the source of this 1099-nucleotide messenger RNA. Its product is annotated as aminomethyltransferase, mitochondrial. Lineage: Eukaryota; Metazoa; Arthropoda; Insecta; Diptera; Tephritidae. The record is from RefSeq and is a predicted model, not a curated record. Gene Ontology annotation, cellular component: mitochondrion. The coding region runs from base 1 to 948 and encodes 315 amino acids. Gene Ontology annotation, molecular function: protein binding. The transcript has 3 exons.
AUGGGUGAGGAUGAACGGAGGGAACGACACUAUCUGCACGACAAAAGCGUACAACAUCAACAGACAAAAAUAUACUUAUCGGUUGGUCGGGUGGGUGUGCGUCCUGACUUCGGUGCCUCUCCAGUGGUGCCGUCAAACGCUGGUUCCGCCACUAAAAACGCGCUCCUACCGAUGAAUCGAUUUAAAUCGAAUGGGAAAAGUGUUGACGCAGAGUUUCUAACAUCAAAAGAUCAAUCUUUGAUUGCGAUUCAAGGACCUAAAGCUGUCACAACAUUGGAUAAACUCAUUCCUAAAACAAAAACUUUAGACCAGUUGUUCUUUAUGCAGACAGCAGUUUUAGAAGUAGCUGGAAUUAAGGAUUGCCGUAUUACACGCUGCGGUUACACAGGCGAAGAUGGUGUAGAGAUUUCUGUACCUUCCUGCUAUGUCCAACACCUGACGGAAGCAUUGUUAAAUGAGAACGAGAAUAUUAAAAUGGCUGGAUUAGGUGCGCGGGACUCAUUACGACUGGAAUCGGGAUUGUGUUUGUAUGGAGCAGAUAUUACUCCUCAGACUACUCCUGUUGAAGCAGGGUUGACUUGGCUAAUAGCUCGACGCCGGCGAAGCGAAGCAGACUUUCCAGGCGCUAACCGAAUUUUAGCUCAGUUACAAAAGGGUACCAAGGAUGUGACACAUCGCCGUAUUGGUUUCACAAUGCUUGGAGAAAAAAAGGCUCCACCAGCACGCACGGGAGUUCAGAUCUAUAAUCAAAAUAAAUGCGUGGGGUAUGUAACAAGCGGUUGUCUCAGCCCUAGUCUUGGAAAAAAUAUUGCUAUGGGAUAUAUUUUUGAAAAGUUUUGUAACGCGGAUAUCUUAGUUCAGUUUAAAAUUCGAAACUCUUUUUUUGAAGCUAUUACUGCUCGAAUGCCUUUUGUCAAGUCCCAAUACUAUUUAAAACCAAAGAAAUAAUUUUCGUUAUAUAUUUGAUGAAUAUUUUUGAAAUAUUAUUAUUCUAUGAACAUCUAGGUAGCCUAUAAAUAUACUUUUCAUUUCUAACACACAAAACAUAAUACUGUAAAUUGUUUUAAAAGAAGAAAUAAACGCAUAUAUUAUAAUUUAA